AUGGGUCGCAAAAACGCAGCUCGACGCAGGGCAGCUCAAGAUGAGCCAAGCUCUGCGCAAAAGAAAGUCGUCGAAAAUGAUGUGACUCCGAGUGGCUCAGCCCACACAAACAUCGACCUUAUGAACCCUGCUUCUCGAGGAGUUGCUCAGUUCCCACGAUUUGGCGAAUUCCCAUGUGACAUUCGAACAUUGAUAUGGGAGCAAGUCCUAUUGAGUCAGCGACUCAUUCGUAUCUCCCUCGAAAAGAGAGAAUUGUCUGCCCGCAACAGAAACCAGCGAAACAAGGCGACGAAGGCCAAGGCCAAGGGCAGGGAAAAGAACUCAUUCAAGCAAGACGCAGAAUCACCCCAGGACGACAUCCCCAAGAAGCCAUAUUGCGUCGUCGUGGAAGAGCGAUAUGCCAUGAACAAGCUUUUCCAUGUCUGCACCGAGUCGCGCGAUACUGCAAACCGCUUCUACCGCGUGAAGAUACCUUGUAUCUACCGAUGGGGAAGCAAGACUCAGGAAGGGACAUUCUACUUCCGCCCGGACCUCGACAACAUUCAAGUCGGCAUCUCGGAGUAUUUCCCAGACUUUGCCUUCAAUUUAUAUCAGCUUGACCCACGAUACGUGGGUCUUGUCAACCUUACUCUCCCAUUCCAGCCCAACAUUCAGAAGCUCAUGGACAUGGACGAUGCAGAGAAGGACAUAUUUCGAGGAGUACUCCUCCGGCUGGAUAAUGUCUCCUUUGCUCAUAUGCAGGAGAAGACGAGAGCUGCUCCUCCUCCUCGGCGAACGCUUGCCUAUGCCCACUCUAUGGCCCUCGCUGCUGCUGCUGCCGCCGCGAAUAAUGACUCUGACGAGCGCCAGCCACCAAAGCCACGAACGAGCUGGGAGCCAGAUUGCACCGGCCCCAUGUCAACUUGUAUACCAAGCUUUGAUAAGCUAUCUCAAGAUCCACGAAAGUUGGGCAACGAUCACACCCGACCAUAUUUCUCCUUCAAGAACCCCAUCCACAUAGGCCUCAGCUGGUUCCGUCUGCUCGAAAUUCUGGAAGCCGCCCAUGAGCACAAAGUCAACUAUCGCUUUAUGAUGAGCUAUGAGACAAGUGGCAGAAACAUAGCAACAAGAGAACAGGCUACGUCCUGGGUACAGAGUCAACGCAAGAACUUCAAGAGUCGUGCUCUUAGUGAAGGGAUUGAGCAUGGGGAGUGUGUUCAGCCUGCGAUGGAAUUCUGGUUGUAUCCCAUGGAGUGUGUUGGGUCUCUGGUUAAUUAUGAGGGUGCUUUGAAGACGGCUAAGGAUGUCUUGGAGGGUGUUCAACUUAAGGAAGCUUUGGAGAAAUGUGUACCUGAGCUUUGCCUCAGCAAAUUGGUUUAG
Messenger RNA from Fusarium coffeatum, 1359 nucleotides. RefSeq lists its product as uncharacterized. The coding region runs from base 1 to 1359 and encodes 452 amino acids. NCBI's taxonomy places the organism in Eukaryota, Fungi, Ascomycota, Sordariomycetes, Hypocreales, Nectriaceae. The transcript has a single exon. The record is from RefSeq and is a predicted model, not a curated record.